CCCAUGGAGCUGGCGUAGUGGAGUAGCUGCCUUGGCUUGGCCGGCGCCGCGGGAGCGUCCGGGAUGAGCGCGGCCGAGGCUGAUCGCUGGGCGUGGCUGCUGGUGCUCAGCUUCGUGUUUGGGUGCAAUGUCCUCAGGAUUCUCCUCCCGUCCUUUUCCUCCUUCAUGUCCAGGGUGCUGCAGAAGGAUGCAGAGCAGGAGUCGCAGAUGAGAGCAGAGAUCCAGGACAUGAAGCAAGAGCUCUCCACUGUCAACAUGAUGGACGAGUUCGCCAGAUACGCCAGACUGGAGAGAAAGAUCAACAAGAUGACGGAUAAGCUCAAAACUCAUGUGAAAGCACGGACAGCUCAACUGGCCAAGAUAAAAUGGGUUAUAAGUGUUGCUUUCUACAUAUUGCAAGCUGCCCUGAUGGUGUCGCUCAUCUGGAAGUAUUACUCUGUCCCUGUGGCCGUGGUGCCGAGCAAAUGGAUAACUCCACUAGACCGCCUUGUCGCAUUUCCUACUAAAGUAGCAGCUGAAAAAGAAGAUGACAAGUAUGAUGCUUUUAAGAACGGAUUUUCACGUAGCAGGUUAAAAAUCUGAUUUAUACUGUUUUAUUUUAAGAAACAAAAGCGCACAGGUUAGUUUUUUUGUUGAACAUGUUUUGUUCUUGGACUUGAUGUAAGAUUCUUCUAAGAAUCACAAUUUUAUACACUUGUCAUUGAGCCAGAAAGGUCAGGCUGUCUUGUGUGUGUAUGGGCCAGCAGAGUGCCAGAUUUAUUAUAAGAAACGUGUGACAUUAUGGGCGUCUACACGUUGUUACGAUUUGCACUCUUGGCAUAUUUUAAAGGUCACAUUGACAACUAGAAAGUCAAAAUAUUCUCAUAAUUUAAGUACUUUAAAGACUUUGUGCUAUUUUUAAUCCAGAUUGGAAAACUACUUAAUACCACUACUAGAAUUUGAAACUUUGUUUUUUAAUAUCAUGCAGUACUACUAAAAGCAUAACACUAAUUGAAGUUGUACUUUUUUCUUUCUCUGUUUAAAGUGUCAUUUGUUGGGCAAGCCUUUGUGUAGUAUUAGCUACUUAUUUGAAGCCAUUAAUUUUUCAUGACUUUGGUUUGUAAAUGUAUUCAUGAGACCAUAAUGCAUUGUUUUGUGCUUGAAUUGUGUGAUUUGUAUUUAAAUCAUUUCAUAUGAAGUGUAUUUUAUAAGCAUUUAAUAUUUAUGUUCUGUAGAAUGGAACAAAGUUAAAAAACAAAUUAGGGAGUCUGAUUAAAUUAAUUUGAAUGGAUACAUGUUUGGCCCAUAAAGUAUAAUCCUGCUAAAUAUUUUUUUAAAACACUUUUUUCUAAUUAAAUUUUUUGCAAGUG
Molecule: messenger RNA, 1349 nt
Organism: Diceros bicornis minor
Lineage: Eukaryota; Metazoa; Chordata; Mammalia; Perissodactyla; Rhinocerotidae
Gene: GET1
Product: guided entry of tail-anchored proteins factor 1
Exons: 5
Coding region: 64-582 (172 amino acids)
Biological process (GO): tail-anchored membrane protein insertion into ER membrane
Source: RefSeq, a predicted model, not a curated record